This is a messenger RNA of Xiphias gladius (swordfish), 1950 nucleotides long. It is a transcript of the gene acbd6, whose product is annotated as acyl-CoA binding domain containing 6. Gene Ontology annotation, molecular function: protein binding; fatty-acyl-CoA binding. The record is from RefSeq and is a predicted model, not a curated record. Bases 251 to 1150 code for a protein of 299 amino acids. NCBI's taxonomy places the organism in Eukaryota, Metazoa, Chordata, Actinopteri, Istiophoriformes, Xiphiidae. The transcript is spliced from 8 exons.
AUGCCAGGAACAUUUCUUGCUAACAGGGAGUUUAGCCGGAGCUUUUAGUUGACAGUACCAGAGACGGACCAAUGGGAGAAACAUAUCCGACUGUCACGAAUUCUCAACGAUAACGGAUUAAAAACGAAACCGCCGCUGAAAUACUUUACAAACAUUUAUCCAAUAGCUACUCUCAGUUCGCACUUAAUAUUUUUCACAAGGAUCUACGACGCUCGUCGUGUCAGGCGGUUCGCUACAGACAACAAUAACAAUGGCUUCUGGGUCGCCGUCGUCCUCCCCGGACACUGCGACGGGCUCAGGUACAGACCCAGCCCGGCCCGACACAGGGGAGCCCCUCGGCGGAGCAGGCUCAGACUCCGACUCAGACCUGGGUUUGGGAAAAUUUGACUGCAGCGCCAUGGAUAUGGGAGACCGGCUGGAGGGAGAGGAGCUGGAGAGGGAGUUUGAGUCUGCAGUCGACCGCGUACGAGAUCUGGUUCAGACGGCCAGUAGGGACCAGCUGCUGUACCUGUAUGCUCGCUACAAACAGGUCAAAGUGGGAAAGUGCAAUACACCAAAGCCUGGCUUCUUUGACUUUGAAGGACAGAGAAAAUGGCAAGCCUGGAAGCAGCUUGGAGACAUGGAGGCAGAGCAGGCAAUGCAGGAGUACAUUUCCUGUGUCAACGUGUUAGACCCUGAAGGCAGCACGAAGGAAAGACAAGGAGCAGAGAGGAGAACAGCCUUCGGAGGAGCAGCAGUCAGCUCUCUGUACCAGGAGGAGAUGAUCAGGGAAGAGGAUAAGAACAUCUUUGACUACUGCAGAGAAAACAACAUUGACCACAUCAGCAAGGCCAUCAGCUCCCAGAAAGUGGAUGUCAAUACUAAAGACGAAGAGGGCCGGGCUCUCCUGCACUGGGCCUGUGACAGAGGACACAAGGAACUGGUGUCUGUAUUACUCCAGCACAAAGCAGACAUCAACAGUCAGGAUAAUGAAGGACAGACAGCACUACAUUACGCAUCUGCGUGCGAGUUUGCCGACAUCGUGGAGCUUCUGCUGAACGCUGGAGCUGACCCGUCCAUCAAAGACAUGGAAGGCUCUCUCCCUGAGGAGGUCACUGAAUCCAGCGCCAUCUCCUCUCUCCUGCGCCAGUACACUGCUCCAAAAGGCUAGAUCGCUUUUACCUACCCACCACCCCUGUCCUAAUCUCAUCUCCACUCCACUCAUUCGCCCAGCCUCCCCACCAUCCCUGAUUCAUCCCUGAAGAGACUCUGUUCGACCCCAGCAGUUAGUAGACCAGGUUUGCAGGAGUUUUAUUUGAUUUUAUUUCCAAAUACUUGUGGUGAGUUUGAUUUCAUCGGCUUACCUUCUUGGAACUAAGGGUAUAAACAUUUUCCCUCCCACAUGAAAUGAAAAACACCGCAUGUAUUUUCAUCCAUCAAAAUACUGUAUAUUGACUUUAUCUGCUCAGUAGGUUUGGGUGGUGUGAUGAUUACUGUAAGACAAUAGGGGUGUAUCAGCUGGUACAGACUAUAUGCUAUACUGAGGUAGCUAUACAUUUGCAGGCAAUAUUGCAGGACUGCUUAUUGGCAAUAUUGGAACGACAGGGUUUGUGCAUCAGCGCGAUGAAGUAUCUGGUUUUGUCAGGUAUCUAAAUCACUGGAGGAACCAAAAACACACAUUCCCAUCCACUUAUGUUAUCCAUAAACAGUAUAAAAUUCCAGCAAAAUCAUGAUAUCACACUAUUCAUUGUUAUUGCAAUAUAAAAUGAUGUAUACUGUAAAAGAAGAUUUUCUACAUGUCACCCACUCCUACUGUCCAGGCCUGACCACCAGCCAGGCCUUUUAGUAUGGGUCAGCCCUCUCUGAAAGUUUACAUUAUUGCAGGUUUGUUCAUGAUUCGGUUGUGUUACAUUCAAAGGAAUGCUUUAAUCAUUUGACAUAUAUCAUCAUUAAAGUCUUCAACAAGACUGA